Solea senegalensis (Senegalese sole) is the source of this 1165-nucleotide messenger RNA. Its product is annotated as Fc receptor-like protein 5. The record is from RefSeq and is a predicted model, not a curated record. NCBI's taxonomy places the organism in Eukaryota, Metazoa, Chordata, Actinopteri, Pleuronectiformes, Soleidae. Gene Ontology annotation, biological process: cell surface receptor signaling pathway. The transcript has 6 exons. Bases 36 to 836 code for a protein of 266 amino acids. Gene Ontology annotation, molecular function: transmembrane signaling receptor activity.
UGACAUAUUUUGAAAGGCUGAGAGCGUCAGCAGCCAUGGACGCAGCAACACUGUGCACCGUCGCUGUCGCACUCACGGUCCUUCCAAACAGAUCCCAGUUCUUCAUGUACGAGUCCAUGACUUUGACCUGUGGGCAGCUGGGAAACUCCUCCGACUGGAGAGUGAUGAUGAACACGUCCACAAACGCGACUCGAGAGUGUCGCGGUUCCGGGAAUGAAACCGGCAAAUCCAGCUGCUUCAUUGAUCACGUCCUACAGUUAGACGCCGGCGUUUACUGGUGUGAGUCUGACGCAGGAGUCCGCAGUGACAUCAUCAACAUCUCCGUGGCAGAUGGCGAUGUGAUCCUCAGGGCUCCCGUCCAUCCUGUGGCGGAGGGAGAUGACGUGACUCUGCGAUGUGAACGCCCGGCGCCGUCCUCCAACCUCACCGCCCGCUUCUAUAGAGACGAUCUUUUCGUGCUGAGCAGCGCCUCGGGAAACAUGACCAUGCGCGACGUCUCCAAGUCGCACGAAGGACGGUACAGGUGCGUCAUAGGAGACGAGGAGUCACCUGACAGCUGGCUGACCGUCACAGUGGAACAUCGAGAGCGGCCUCACUCACACCUCGUGCGCAUUCUACUUCCUGUGACGGGUGCCUGCCUGUGGUUGGUGCUGUCAGUGCUCUGCUUCUACAGAUGCCUCAAAGGUAAACGUGACUCCGAUCUUUCGUACACGGACGUCGUGAUCACACAGGGACAUAAACCGCCGCGGAUCAAAGACGGGAACGCGGCUUCGACCGAGUACUCUACUGUCAAACUGGAGCCUCUGAACAGGACACAGCAGCGGCAUCACCGUUGAAAUGUACAAUGAUGAUUCCUCAUGGACACAUGGUGUUUAUUGUCCCUGUGUUUCUUUUCAUUCUGUGUCUUUGCAGCAUUUCAGGUUUGUUUUUGGUUAUGAUUUUUGCCUCUCUGUUUUGUGUCACUUGUCACUAUGAGAAUCACUGGGGGUGGAGCGUCAUUUAGCGUCUGCUAAAUGACAUGUAAUAAUGUAAUAAUCACGUAAGUAAAAUGAUAAUAAAGGUUGAUGCAGCCUCACUUCUGCCGAAAAACAGUGAAUUAAACCUCUGUCCCAUGUGUGUUUGAAUUCUGCUACUAUAAUAUAUAAUGGGCACAUGUCAAAAUCAA